Drosophila miranda is the source of this 3896-nucleotide messenger RNA. It is a transcript of the gene sv, whose product is annotated as paired box protein Pax-2a. Bases 335 to 2950 code for a protein of 871 amino acids. Lineage: Eukaryota; Metazoa; Arthropoda; Insecta; Diptera; Drosophilidae. The transcript is spliced from 13 exons. Gene Ontology annotation, molecular function: DNA-binding transcription factor activity, RNA polymerase II-specific; RNA polymerase II cis-regulatory region sequence-specific DNA binding. The record is from RefSeq and is a predicted model, not a curated record. Gene Ontology annotation, biological process: anatomical structure development; regulation of transcription by RNA polymerase II.
UGUCAUUCAACAAUUUAGUUUCGCUCGAGUCGGUCGCUUCGUACGGUCCAUGAUCCAUCCACCUGGAGCGCGGUUUGUAUCGUGGACAUAUGGCCCAACAAGUGGUACGCGCUGCCGCAUUGUAUAAAAAUCAACUUGCUUGAAUGUAUAUGUAUUUUGGAUGUGUACUUAUUGAAACGCAAUAAUCUAUAUUUAUUAAAUGCCUAAAGGCUCCAAUGUUUAUAAAAAGUGUGGAUUUCGUGGUAAAAUUCAAAUGAAUAUAAAGUGAAUACAAGUACAAAAAGUUCGACUGAGCCUGGAAAUGAAAACAUAUGUGUAGAUAGUUUCGAUUCUGAUGAUCAUAAUGGAAAUGCAGACAUCGUCACAUCUUAGCCAUGGGCUUGCGACGCUCUCGCAGCAUCAGCUGCAGCACCACAUCAUCCACCAGCCCUUGCCUGUCCACAGUAACCAUGGCCAAGAUCAAGCGCUGAAUACGAACACGAGUCAGCAUGAGCACGAUAAUCAACAGCAUCUGCAACACCAUCACCUCUCACAGCAACAGCAGCAUCUGGUUGUCUCACCGACCAUACACACACUACAGAGCGCUCCGACAGGUGACAACCUGAGCAUCACCAUCGGCACCCAUCAUCAUCAGAAUGAUCAUCCCCAUCAUAACAACGGAAUCGUUUAUACCUCAGCACAAAUUGACGAAAAGUCAAAAUUGCAUAAGUUCGAUGAAUAUACAAAUCGUAUACUUGGAAGCAUAGCGGAUGCCCCAACCCCGCCCUCCACAAACAAUUUCAUUUCACAGUCACAAGGCGUUGAAUGGAUAACAGCAAUGAACGAAGUCCAAAACGGGGCAGAAGAUUCACACAGCUCGCAAGGCAGUAUAUCUGGUGAUGGUCAUGGAGGAGUAAAUCAGCUGGGAGGUGUUUUUGUUAACGGACGCCCAUUGCCUGAUGUAGUUCGCCAGCGCAUCGUGGAGCUGGCGCACAAUGGUGUUCGUCCAUGUGACAUAUCCCGCCAGUUACGUGUGAGCCAUGGCUGUGUAUCUAAAAUACUAUCAAGAUAUUACGAGACUGGUAGCUUUAAGGCGGGUGUUAUAGGCGGAUCGAAGCCAAAAGUAGCGACACCUCCUGUUGUGGAUGCGAUAGCCAACUAUAAGCGGGAAAAUCCCACAAUGUUCGCUUGGGAGAUACGAGAUCGACUUUUGGCGGAGGGUAUAUGCUCCCAGGACAAUGUUCCUAGUGUUUCUUCAAUAAACCGAAUUGUAAGGAACAAGGCCGCCGAAAAAGCAAAGCAUGUUCAUCAUCAUCAGCAGCAUCAUAUGCAGCAGAAUCUCAGUGGCGGGCAUAAUGCCACAGAGAGCCUUGAUAGUAGUACAGGUGCAAAUAGCGAUCCGCAGGCAUCCGGCGUUGGGACCAGCAGCAGCAGCACUAAUUCCGCAAUCACCACAACAUCAGCUGCGGCAUCUGCAGUAAUUGCCCACGCCCCAAUACCGACGUCAGCUGCUGACACCGUCCAAGAUCCAAUAGGUCACUUAAAUAAUAACAGUAAUGGCACCAGCAGUGGGAAUGUCAGCGCAGGGCCUGAGCACCGCACGACUGGAUAUAGCAUAAAUGGAAUUCUCGGUAUACAGCAUGGACAUCAUUCUCAGAACAAUAACAACAACAACAGCACUAACAACAAUAAUAAUACAACAGAUCCUGGUUUUAAACGCAAGAGAAUCGAAACCCAUGAUGAAAACCGGGACACAAACAUUCAUUCAGACGAUGAAGCUAAGCGGCAACGCUUGGGCUACAGUGGAGAUCCAAUUUACCCAAACAUAUGGUCAGGGAAAUGGUGCAUUAAGGAUGAACACAAACUGCUUUCCGAGCUAGGAAAUUUAACAACUGGCAGCGGUACCAAUGCUCCCUCAUACUAUGAACCAUCAAACGGGUUUUCAGCCAGCACGAUAUCAAUGUCAGGAGCGGCACCAACUGGCAAUGAUACUUCUAUGCUAUAUGACAGUAUAGCCACAAUGUCGCAGUCUCCAGGCUCCCUGUACACACAAACAAUCGGUCCAUCUAUCGGCAGCAGUUCGCUUACUCCACUAGUCCCUAUAAGUAUGCAUGACAUGAAGCUUAGUACAAAUACAGUACAGGAACAGUCAAUCGCACCCUUCUACGCAGCCGCAAUAGCCUUUGAAAACGGAAGCUAUCCGUCAAUAACAAGCUUGGAUAAUGGCUCAAACUCACCAGCGGGACAAGGUGCUAUUGCAGUUUCGGGAAGCUCCGAUUCGACCAGACUAUGUCCAAGGACUGUGCGAAACGAGCAAAAUCACACCGAAAGUAAUAUAAACAGUACAUUACUUAUAAAGGAGCCAGUGGUUCGAAGCGUCAGCAGGGACAGGGAGGAGAAUCCCAACAGAUCUGAUAAGAGCAUGGAAUCUAACAAACCAAAUUUGGAGCAGAAUAACCAUAUACCCUUACCAAAUCUGCACCAUAUAACAGAACAGCAACUUAUAACAAGCAACGCCAGCACCAUUGCCAAUACCAAUACACAUACCUCAUCUCUAAUACUCCUUCAACCGAGCGGAGGCACCUCUUCGCUAAAUGUCAGCGCUGCUGACGAUCGUUCAGAAGUUCAUACAAAUGUAUGUAGUAAUGUAGGCAUGUAUGCUACACCUACAGUACUGCCAAGUUUUAAUCAUUACUCUACAGGAUGUAGCUCAGUUGUACCAGGUACAGAAUAUGCCUAUAGUUCAGCUUACACACAAUAUGGAGGUGCUUAUGGUUCCUAUGGUUACGGUGCGAGCGGCGGCUUAGUGAACUCAUCCUACUACUACGAAGGUGGGCAGCCACAGUCAGCAUUGAGCCAGGACCUGCGUUCGCCAUUAGCUGCAACGCGGGCCAAUUCUUUAGCAUCAGCUGCGUCGCCAACUGGUAGUGCAUGCACAAAGUCUGAGACAUCAGACAUAUUCCUUGUAUAAUCAUCAAUCUAAUAAAUACCUCUACUGAAUUAAUUAUUAUUGAUUGAACACGACGAUAGAUCGAAUUCUAUUCAGCUCGGUCUUCGUACAUUCUAAAUUUUUUGUUUAUAAUCGCUAGCCGUUUAAUGAUUGAUAACAGAGGGUCUUGCAAUAUUUAGUACCGUUUGUUUAUAAUUAAAAAAAAUCUCAUUUGAAUUGUUUUGAAUGUCAAAGGCUACAAUUAUAGUAAUGUGAACGGUUCCCAUAUACAAAUUUGCAUUUAUUGUUUGAUUCGACCUUUCACGUGCAAGGCUUGCAAUCUAGGUAUUUUUUAAAAGAACAAACAAGGACUGGUCUAAACGUAAGUUAGUAAUUCACCUAAUACAUAAGAACCGAAGAAACCAAAAUGUUCAAUAAGGAACAACGCAACCAAAAAUCAUGCAAGUUUUUUAAAAACUUUCAAAACCUUAAGACAUAUUUAUGUAUAAAUUGUACAUAAGCGUGUAUUAAUGAAGGGGAAUUGACGUUGAUAAUUAGUGUAUUAAUAUAGCGUAUAAUAUGCACCAAAUCCAAAUCAAGAUGUAUUACAACGAGCACAUAAAAUAAGUUUAAGAAGCGCAUGCUUCGGAUCCAUACAUUUGGUUCACUGGAAAGUUGACGUGCAUGAUGGAUUUUUGAAUGAAUGUAUGUGUACGUAACGUACUAUUUAAUUCAAUAAAUUUACAUACAUGCACUAUGAGCCCUACUUUAUUUUUAUGUGUUGCUAAUAUAAAAAGCAUCUGUACUGUUUUGAAAUACUCGAAUGGAUAUCGAAAUCGAAGUUUUACUCGUACUCGUAUUUAUAAUUAGUUCUAAAUUUAUAUUAGGUAACUCCCAUUACUUAUAAGAAAGCACAAACCAAAAUUAAAGAUAUUUACGAAUAACUGUAUGUGUGUGUUAAUUGAAAAUAAAUAUAUGAAAACAAGUA